UUUUGAUGAGAUCAGUAGAGCAAAGUCUUUCAUGGAGAAGGACUGAGCUCGUCUUUUUCGGUCUCUUAUGCUCUGUGAUUUUUCCUCACACCCACUCCCAGCAAGACCAGAACCAGCAUUGCAAAAUUAUGCCGGGUUCUAUAUCCCUGCCUGUACUUGAGAAAAAAGGAGAUAUCAUCUUGGGGGGACUCUUCUCCCUCCAUGAUAUGGUGGUGGAACCUAGUCUGUCCUUCACCUCUACACCUCCUCCCACACAGUGCACCAGAUUUAACUUUCGAACAUUUCGUUGGAUGCAAACUAUGAUCUUUGCCAUUGAAGAGAUCAAUAGAGAUGGCAAACUACUUCCCAACAUCACACUGGGCUAUAAGAUCUAUGAUUCAUGCAGUACACCCCAUCAGGCUCUGAAGGCUGCCAUGGAGUUAAUGGGGAGUGAGAACAAUUCAGGGGUUGAAGGAAAAAUGCAGAGUAAAAUCAACUGUCAUGGCACUGUACCAGCAGUGAUAGGAGAUGGAGGCUCUACUCAGUCUCUUGUAGUGGCCCGUUUCCUUGGAGUCUUCAAUGUGCCACAGGUAAGUUAUUUCUCCAGCUGUGCCUGCCUGAGUGACAAAAAGGAGUUUCCUGCCUUUUUAAGAACCAUGCCCAGUGACUUCUUUCAGGUAGAUGCACUAGUACAACUUGUUAAGCAUUUUGGCUGGACUUGGGUGGGUGUGAUUGCUGGAGAUGACGCCUAUGGUCGUGGUGGAGCAAACAUCUUUGCUGAUGAGGUUAAAAAGUUAGGUGCUUGUGUUGCCUUCCAUGAGAUCAUCCCUAAGAACCGAGCACAGGCUGCCAUUUCAUCUGUCAUUUCCAAGAUCCGCUCCUCUGGGGCUCGGGUGAUUCUUGUGUUUGCUGUGGAACAAGAUGCAGCUGCAUUGUUUGAUGAAGUACUCAGAGAGAGGCUCACUGGGAUUCAGUGGCUGGCCAGUGAGGCCUGGAGCACAGCUGCUGUCCUGUCCACCCCCAAAAAGUACCACCACCUCCUUCAGGGUUCAAUGGGAUUUGCCAUUCGACGAGCACACAUCCCUGGAUUGCAAGACUUUCUGCUUCGCUUGCAUCCCUUGACCCCAGACGCCCUUAAAGAUCCCUUUCUGAAAGCCUUCUGGGAAGAGAUAUUUCAGUGCACCCUGAGUGUGCAGGCUGAAGGUCAGCAACAUAAUGCUGAGGGCAAACCCCUAUGCUCUGGAGAAGAACAGCUAGGAAGCGUGAAGAAUAUCUAUUCAGAUGUGUCACAACUAAGGAUUUCCUACAAUGUCUAUAAGGCAGUGUAUGCCAUCAUCCAUGCUCUCAAGGCUAUGAGAAGUUGUGUUAAAGGAAAAGGACCGUUUCCUCUGCAGGCCUGUCCUGAUGUAGAUAAUAUACAGCCAUGGCAGCUACUUCAUUACAUAAGACAGGUGGAGUACCUGAACUUAUAUGGUGAUGAAAUCAAGUUUGAUGAGAAUGGUGACCCUGCAGCAAUGUAUGAUCUGGUAAAUUGGCAGCUGACAUCAAAUGGAAACAUGGAAUUUGUCACUAUUGGCAAAUCUGAUGAGACAGCCACAGUUGGAAAGAAAAAGCUCCAGAUACAGGAACAAAAUAUUGUAUGGAAUGGAAACCAAACCAAAGUUCCCUUGUCAGUAUGCAGCAACAUUUGUCCCCCAGGUACCCGUAAGGCAAUCAGACCUCAGUUCCCUAUCUGCUGCCAUGAUUGCGUGGUUUGUACAGCUGGGGAGAUUAGCAAUCAGACUGAUGCCAUAGAGUGUGUGCGCUGUCUGCCAGAGUUCUGGUCCAAUACUGAGAGAACAGCCUGUAUCCCAAAGCAGGUGGAGUUCCUCUCCUUUAAUGACACCAUGGGCAUCACCUUGAUGGCUAUUUCACUCACUGGGUCGUUCUGCACCUGUGUAGUGGUCUUCAUAUUCUGCUUUCACAGAACCACCCCCAUCGUCAGGGCCAACAACUCUGACCUGAGCUUCCUGCUGCUCUUCUCCUUGACUCUGUGUUUCCUGUGUUCUCUGACUUUCAUUGGCCAGCCCUCUGAAUGGUCCUGCAUGCUGCGCCACACAGCAUUUGGGAUUACCUUUGUCCUCUGCAUCUCUUGUAUUCUGGGGAAAACUAUUGUGGUGCUAAUGGCCUUCAAAGCUACACUUCCAGGCAAUAAUGUCAUGAAGUGGUUUGGACCUGCACAGCAAAAGGCAUUCAUUACCUGCAGUACGCUGAUCCAGGUAAUCCUCUGCACAGUGUGGCUGGUUAUUGCUCCCCCGACAACACGCCAAUUGAUGCCACGUGAGAGUGCAGUCGUCAUUCUUUUGUGUGACGAAGGUUCAUCCAUCGCAUUUGCUCUUGUUUUGGGAUACAUUGGCCUGUUGGCAUGCAUUUGCCUCCUCUUGGCCUUUAUGGCAAGGAAACUUCCCGACAACUUCAAUGAGGCCAGAUUCAUCACCUUCAGCAUGCUCAUUUUUUGUGCAGUUUGGGUAGCCUUUGUUCCUGCCUACAUCACCUCUCCAGGGAAGUACUCGACAGCCACAGAGGUGUUUGCUAUCUUGGCCUCCAGUUAUGGACUGCUGGGUUGUAUCUUUGCACCAAAGUGUUACAUAAUCCUACUAAGACCAGAAAAGAACACAAGGAAACACAUGAUGUCCAAAGUUGCCACUGACAAAUUUUAGGAGAUCUUUAUUACACGUAUAUUUUAUUUGUUGACUUCUUUUACUGUCUUUUUAAUAAGAUAUGUUGAAUUCACUUAAUUUCAUCAAAAUGUGUAUUUUUGUGAGAAAAAUAAUGUAAGUAAGUGGUUGCAGAG
Messenger RNA from Scatophagus argus, 2812 nucleotides. RefSeq names its product extracellular calcium-sensing receptor-like. The record is from RefSeq and is a predicted model, not a curated record. Gene Ontology annotation, molecular function: G protein-coupled receptor activity. The transcript has 10 exons. Gene Ontology annotation, biological process: G protein-coupled receptor signaling pathway. Gene Ontology annotation, cellular component: membrane. The coding region runs from base 6 to 2678 and encodes 890 amino acids. NCBI's taxonomy places the organism in Eukaryota, Metazoa, Chordata, Actinopteri, Scatophagidae.